Chlorocebus sabaeus (green monkey) is the source of this 2533-nucleotide messenger RNA. RefSeq names its product ankyrin repeat and LEM domain containing 1 (gene ANKLE1). Gene Ontology annotation, biological process: resolution of meiotic recombination intermediates; double-strand break repair via homologous recombination. NCBI's taxonomy places the organism in Eukaryota, Metazoa, Chordata, Mammalia, Primates, Cercopithecidae. The record is from RefSeq and is a predicted model, not a curated record. Gene Ontology annotation, cellular component: nucleoplasm; cytoplasm. Gene Ontology annotation, molecular function: DNA endonuclease activity; protein binding.
GCUGGGAUUACAGGUGUGAGCCACCGUGCCUGGCCUAAGCCUCUCAUAAGGCCGUGCGCCCUCCCAGAGGCCACCCUUGCAGAAGAUUCCCUGAGACUUAAAGACCUGGGGCACCCCGGACUUUCCUAAUCAUAGCUCCACCCACUCGAGGCGGGUGCCUUUGCGUUUCCCGUUUUUAAAUGAGAUAGUGGCACACCCGGUGGCAUCCUCCCGCCCGGGCUCUUAUCGGCGGUCCCAGCCCUGCUUGAGCGCCUCCGGGUGUCACGGGCCUCUGCGAACACCAAAGCUCUCGAACCCCGAUGUGGACCCCGGUGCGGCGCGGGGCGGCCUGGCUGGGAACCCUGCUCAGCCCCGGAGAGGGUCCCCACGAGCCGAGGGGCGGAGCGGCGCAUGCCCACAAGCCAGCCGCGGGAAGUAGGAAAUCGACCCCCCAGGCGGUGCGCUUCGGACCCCGCCAGGGCAUGUGCUCCGAGGCCCUCCUGGCUCGCAGGUUGCGGGCGGCGCUGCGGGAGGAGGAGCCGUGGGCGGUAGAGGAGCUGCUGCGCUGCGGCGCGGACCCUAAUUUGGUGCUGGAGGAUGGCGCAGCUGCUGUGCACUUGGCUGCCGGAGCCCGGCACCCGCGCGGCCUGCGUUGCCUCGGGGCCCUACUGCGCCAAGGCGGGGACCCCAACGCUCGAUCUGUCGAGGCAUUGACACCGCUGCAUGUGGCCGCUGCCUGGGGCUGCCGCCGCGGCCUGGAGCUGCUGCUGAGCCAAGGAGCAAACCCGGCGCUGCGCGACCAGGACGGACUCCGGCCGCUGGACCUGGCCCUGCAGCAGGGGCACCUGGAGUGUGCGCGAGUCCUGCAGGAUCUCGACACGCGGACCAGGACCCGGACCCGGAUCGGGGCAGAGACCCAGGAGCCCGAGGCUGCACCUGGCACUCCAGGCCUCUCUGGAUCUCCUGAUGAGAUGCUGGACUCCAUAGCACUCCAAACGCAGCCAUGCAGAGGUGACAACAGGGACACGGGCUUGGAGGCUGACCCAGGAACCCCCAGCCUCCCUGUUCCCCUUGAAAUUGUGGACAAAGAUAGGAGCUCAGCGUCCCCUCCAGGGCACUGGGAUUACAGCUCAGAUGCCUCUUUCAUCACAGCAGUUGAGGUCUCUGGAGCCAAGGACCCAGCCUCGGAUACUCCCCCCUGGGCUGGGUCAUUGCCACUGACCAGGCAGGGACUUCUGCAUGUUGUCCAUGCCACACAGAGGGUACCUAGGUCUCAGGGGACGGAGGCAGAACUGAAUGCCCGUCUGCAGGCCCUGACUCUGACCCCACCAAAUGCUGCUGGCUUCCAGUCCUGCCCUUCCUCCAUGCCUCUCCUAGACAGGAGUCCAGCUCACAGCCCCCCACAGACACCACCCCCUGGAGCUUCUGACUGCCACGGCCUGUGGGAGCACCAGACAUCCAUUGAUAGUGACAUGGCCACGCUCUGGCUGACAGAGGAUGAGGCAAGCUCUACAGGUGGCAGAGACCCUGUCGGCUGUUGCCAGCACCCGCCAGUCUCCAUUGUGUCUGACUUGGAGUUGCUGCAGGGGCUGCGAGCGCUUGGCCCAGAGUUUUCAGGGCACAGCCUAGAACUGGCUGCAGCCCUGCGGACAGGCUGUAUUCCAGAUGUCCAGGCAGAUGAAGACGCGCUGGCCCAGCAGUUUGAGCAGCCAGAUCCUGCCAGGAGGUGGCGGGAGGGGGUCGUGAAGUCUAGCUUCACAUAUCUGCUGCUGGACCCCAGGGAGACUCAGGACCUGCCAGCCCGAGCCUUCUCACUGACCCCAGCUGAGCGCCUUCAGACUUUCGUCCGUGCCAUCUUCUACGUGGGCAAAGGGACAAGGGCCCGGCCAUAUGUCCACCUCUGGGAAGCCCUUGGUCACCAUGGGCGGUCAAGAAAACAGGGAUCCAGACGCUCACCAACCAGAAACAAGGGCACUGCUAUGGAGUGGUGGCAGGCUGGCCACCUGCUCGUCGCCGGCGCUUGGGGGUGCACCUGCUGCACCGCGCCCUCCUCGUCUUCCUGGCUGAAGGCGAGCGACAGCUUCGUCCCCAGGACAUUCAGGCCCGGGGCUGAGUGCUGGGGAGUUGGCCAUCCAGCCUGGGAAGAAAUGUUUGAACGUUCCAGCUGCCCUGUGCUGACAGCAGCCCCCAUCUCUGGUUUCAGAAGGUGUGUGUGUGUGUGUGUGUGUGUGUGUAGGGAACACCAGGGCAGAUCUCCCCCAGUCUGAGAGAGGACUUUGUUACAGAUGGUACUGCUGGAGGGGUAGUAAGUAGUGAGCUCCCCGUCAUGGGAGGAGGACAAGUAGGGAAGCAGAAGGUGCUUAGGAACAGUCCGGUGCUUCUGUCAGAGGCGUUUGAACCUGGGCAACUCCACCUUGAAUAGGAGCUGGGUAAAAUGAGGCUGAAACCUACUGGGCUGCAUUCCCAGACGGUUAAAGCAUUCUAAGUCACAGGAUGAGGUAGGAGGUCAGCACAAGAUAAUGGGUCAUAAAGACCUUGCUGAUAAAACAGGUUG